UGCCCAGCACCGGCCCAGGCUCCUGGCCAUGGCCCGCCCGCUGCUCCUGCUCAGCCUCGGCCUCCUGGCCGGCCUUCUGCCGGCGCUGGCCGCUUGCCCCCAGAACUGUCACUGCCACGGUGACCUGCAGCAUGUCAUCUGUGACAAGGUGGGGCUGCAGAAGAUCCCUAAGGUGUCAGAGAAGACCAAGCUGCUCAAUGUACAGCGCAACAACUUCCCAGUGCUGGCUGCCAACUCGUUCCGGGCCAUGCCGAACCUUGUGUCACUGCACCUGCAGCACUGCCAGAUCCGUGAGGUGGCCGCUGGUGCCUUCCGAGGCCUCAAGCAGCUCAUCUACCUGUACCUGUCCCACAACGAUAUCCGCGUGCUGCAUGCCGGCGCUUUCGAAGACCUGACUGAGCUCACCUACCUCUACCUGGACCACAACAAGGUGACUGAGCUGCCCCGGGGGCUGCUCUCCCCGCUGGUCAACCUCUUCAUCCUGCAGCUCAACAACAACAAGAUCCGCGAACUGCGCGCGGGUGCCUUCCAGGGCGCCAAGGACCUGCGCUGGCUCUACCUGUCGGAAAAUGCACUCAGCUCCCUGCAGCCUGGCGCUCUGGACGACGUGGAGAACCUUGCCAAAUUCCACCUGGACAGGAACCAGCUGUCCAGCUACCCCUCUGCUGCUCUGAGCAAGCUGCGGGUGGUGGAGGAGCUGAAGCUGUCCCACAACCCCCUGAAGAGCAUCCCUGACAAUGCCUUCCAGUCCUUUGGCAGAUACCUGGAGACCCUCUGGCUGGACAAUACCCACCUGGAGAAGUUCUCAGAUGGUGCCUUCGUGGGUGUGACCACACUGAAACAUGUCCAUCUGGACAACAACCGCCUGAGCCAGUUGCCCUCCAACUUCCCCUUUGACAGCCUGGAGACCCUCACACUCACCAACAACCCCUGGAAGUGUACUUGCCAGCUUCAAGGACUUCGACGGUGGUUGGAAGCCAAGGCCUCCCGCCCAGAUGGCACCUGCAGCUCACCUGCCAAGUUCAGGGGCCAACACAUCCGGGACACAGCCGCCUUCCGCAGCUGCAAGUUCCCUACCAAGAGGUCCAAGAAAGCCGGCCGCCAUUAAACAGGUCCUGGCCCAGCCAGUCCUGGUGACUGGCCUCUGCCCUAUGCCGGAGAUACUACUGACCUUCCCACCCUGACCCCAUCUUCUCCCCAUAGCCUCUGCCGAUGCACAGAGCUGCCCACACCUAGAUGUCCUGCCAGGGAGGCCUUGGGCACUCCAGCACAUACCCAGCUCCCCUGCAUGGUGGCCAGGAGGGAAUAAAGUGCCUUUCCCAACUAUUAUUCCUGGCCCCACCACCCUGCUGCCUCACAGAGAAGCUGUCACCAAGACUCCCAGGUCCCUCCGGAUUGGACAGGGUGGACAUCAGGAUGGCCACCCCUCCAGAAUUGUCCUUCCCUCUUCUCCCCUCUUCCUGCCAUUUGGAAACCAGCAUCAGAUCCUCGUCCACUCCUUGCUUCCAGAAAAAGACUUAAGCCCACAGCCCAACUCCACCGGCCCCUUGCCCUCCAGGACACUCUAGCAGGACACGUGUGCUUUGCUGCAUAUUGUCCCAAGCUGUGUUGUCCCCAGAUUUCUAUAAAUAUAAGUUUAUGUGUG
Molecule: messenger RNA, 1645 nt
Organism: Orycteropus afer afer
Lineage: Eukaryota; Metazoa; Chordata; Mammalia; Tubulidentata; Orycteropodidae
Gene: CHAD
Product: chondroadherin
Cellular component (GO): extracellular matrix
Molecular function (GO): protein binding
Source: RefSeq, a predicted model, not a curated record